Molecule: messenger RNA, 558 nt
Organism: Dentiscutata erythropus
Lineage: Eukaryota; Fungi; Glomeromycota; Glomeromycetes; Diversisporales; Gigasporaceae
Source: the annotation of a GenBank genome assembly
AUGACUCCGGCUGAGGUUACGGCAGCUCUUAGUACAACCAAAUUGUUAAUAUCAUCAUCACUCUGCCUCCUUAAUAUAGUUCAGAUCAUAGGCAAUGCUCCCCUUUAUGAUAAAGGAAUAUAUACAGUUGCUAUAGUUGUAGAUACGCUGCUGUGUUUAGUUGCUUCUUUUGGACUUUUUGUUAUUUUCCUUGCGAAAACAGCUUAUCUAUUAAGACUCUAUUCUCGAUUCAUUUAUGCUUAUUUAAUAAUCAGAACUUUAAGUUUUCUUUAUACUAUUAUUGUUCUUGCUUCAUAUAAAAGCGAUUAUAUGGACUCUUGUGUACAAAUUAAUGAAUCUCGACAUGGGGCCGAUCAUAAUGAAACAACUUAUUUUUGUAAUAUCGGGUAUUUUGGCAUGCUAUUAGCACUAAUUCUUACAGGUGUUUUUACAAUUAUUCUUAUGAUUUAUUACGCCAUGGUCAUAAACGCUUAUUCAAAAAGACGUGAAAUUAAAGAAGAGGAGAACGAAAGUUCAUCUGAAGUUAUUGAAACUCCUGGUUCAAUGGAUAGACCCUAA